GGAUAAAGCAAGAAUAGAGACAGAAAAGAGAACAGAGGCACAGAAAAACAGAUCAUUAUACAGCAAACGAGCAAGAGGCCGCUGAAUGAAUAACAAGGAAGGGAUUACAAAGCACAGGACUAAAAAAAGGAGAGGACGCCGACUGAAGAUUCUCUCUCUCUCUACUCUCUCUUUCUCCCACUCCCUCCCCCCUCUCUAUCCUUCCUGUCACCCUCCCAACUCUCUCAGAGGCUCUCCCUCCCAGACGAUCUCCUCAGUAAAAGAUGGCAUGAGCACACUGUCACCCAUCCUCAGCUUGUGGAGUAUUUUUUCCCCUCUUCUCUGUUACUCUUUCUGCCUCUUUCUGUUCUUUUUUUUUCUGCUUUCCUCUGGUUCCCCCCUCUUCACCUCCUCCACCACCUCCUCUCUUUGCUCUGCUCGGGUUCAGUCCAGAGGGUGAAGAGGAGGGGAGUGAGGUAGAUAGAGGCUGACCUCUCCCCUCCUCCUUCCUCCCACCCGCAGGGCCCAGAGAGGAAAAAGAAAAAAGACAGAGAGAGAGCCGGAGCAGGGAUCCAUCUGAUGACUUACACCAACAACAAGCUCCUUAACACAGCCGACCACAGCCUGAUCCCCCUGCCCGCCCCCUCCCUGCCUCCUCUAACCCAGACUCUGACUCCCAGAGUCAGUGCAGGAGGGAACCAGGAUCAUGUUUGGAUUAAAGACUCCACACUUCUACCUCCAAGGUAUGAACCAUGAGUCCAAUAAAUCACCAUCAUUAGGAAUGAUCUCCACGGCAACUCGCACCACGGCUACAGUCAGUCCCCUCAGCCCACUAACCAAUGGGAACGCGGUUGCCCAAUCUGCAAACUCCGGAUUCGCUGCUGCCCUGCGUAAACUGGCCAAACAGGCUGAGGAUCCCAGAGGUUCUGCCCCCAGCGGUGAGUCGUCUCCAGUCUCCUCCCCGGCCACCAGCCACAGCUCGCCGGUCACCACCCCUAAGCGGGGCUCAUUAGGGCCCCUCUUGGGCCAGAACAGGGGCCACAGCGUCCCCGGCACCCCUCCGGUCGUCACCAUUGCCCCCACCAAGACCAGCAACGGCCUGUGGAGGGCCGACGGGCGACAGGUUGAGUCGAGCGUUCAGGGACUCGGUAGGGAGCGGGUGGGAGCUGAGAACACCCAGUCACAGCAGGAUAAGAGGACUCCUCCCAUCCCUUCACCUCACCCACUGGCUCACUCCUUCGGUCUCACCCCAGGCAGCAUCAUGCAAGACCCCCGCAUACAGAGCAUUAGUUUGCCUGGGCAGAUGCACCCAGUGGUUCCUUCGGGUGCCGUUCCAGAGGAAUACCUGAGAGCUCUCCGGCCCUUCGCUGCCUCAGAUGACCUCCGACUGACCUCUCUGCCCCUCAGUCUGGAUCCUGCUGCUGCUGCUCAUGCUGCCGCUGCCGCUGCUUACUAUCAUCCUGCCUACCUGCACCACCCUCUGUCCUUACCAAGGAUGGAGGAGUCUCUGUGUCUUUCCGCGCUGCGAUCGCAGUUCUACUCCGUGCCUGCAGGAGGCGCUUUCCCUCCUCUUCACCCCUCUGCCCUCCACCUGCACCUGCCCGGAGGCCGAUACCCCGGAGAACUGAACCACACAGCGUUAUCUGAGAGGCUACAGAUGGAGAACGAGCUCCGCCAGCGAGAGAGAGAGCAGGAGCGUGAACGAGAGAAAGAAAGGGAGCGCGAGGCCGGGCUGGAACGAGAGCGGGAGAGGGAGGAGGAGAGGGAGCGUGAGAGAGAGCUGGACAGACAGAAGGAGAGGCAGAGGGAGAGACAGCAGCAGAUGGUCCGAGCCGUGGAGAGCCACUACCUGGCUGAGCUGCAGGCUCGGAGGCCACCACCGGAGGACAGGGCCAGGCCAGGAGAGAGGCUGACCCCGAACAGACUGGAUAAAACCAAGGAGCCAGAGCACCCAGCUUUUCCGGCACCUAAACCUCUUCCUCUGCAGCCCGGCCUUCACUCCUCCAGAGGCUCUGUUCCACACCCAGUGCCCAGCCUGCUACCUUCUCACCUGGGGAAGCACCACGCUGCCGGUACUGGAGGGCUCCACGGAGCUCUGGCAGCCGCCAUGAUGACUCAGAGGGCCAGCGAGGAGGUGUGGUUGUCACGACAACGAGGACAGGGACAGGAGAGGGAGGGUCCACUGGAGCUGGGCCUCAGGUCACCUGGGAAGGGGGUGGAGCCGAGGAGAGAUGUCCACGGUCACAGAACUAAUUCAGUCUAUCACAACCAAGGCAGCAAAGAUGUGCCUCCCUGCCUCGGUGCCCCGCCUCCCCUAAUCUCCCCCAAAGGUCCCCAUCACCCUCCCGUCCCUCCCACCACACUGUGGAACCCAGCCUCCCUCGUUGACACACCUGCAGACUCCCGCAGGAAGCUCAACCCUCCUACGCCGCCGAGCCGACCACCUCCUGGACUCACCCGAGCCGACAGACCCCCGAUGAGCUGGGGGGAGAGGCUGGAGGAGGGAGGCAGGAGGAUGGCGAAAAGCCCAGAGAGGUAUCCAGCACUGAGGGGAGCGAGUUUGCAAGACUCCUGGAACAAGAUUGAGCAGGACAGAGCUGUCCAGAGCCUCUACCACCGGCAUCACAUCAGUAACCUCCACCAGAGACACUCCAUGCCGCUGUCUGCUCCCAACACCGAGCUGGGGGGGCGAUGUCAGGCAGCAUCUCCGUCUCCGGUCAGGGAGCGACAAGCACCAGACAACAUGCUGGUGUAUGACGAGGUUCUGCAGCAGCACCGACGGCUGCUCAGCAAACUGGACCUGGAGGAGAAGAGGAGGAAGGAGGCCAGGGAGGGAGGUUAUUACUAUGACCUGGAUGAGUCAUAUGAUGAGAGCGACGAGGAGGAGGUGAAAGCUCAUUUGAGGAGAGUGACCGAGCAGCCUCCACUCAAACUGGACACAUCCUCCGAGAAGGUGGAUUUUCUGUGGGUAUGCGGUCUCACCACGGUGGUUCAUCGCGACGAGCUCCUGGCCCAGAAGAGGAGGAAGAGGAGGAGGAUGAUGAAAGAGCGCAGCCUCUCUCCGCCGGCCGUGCGGGGCAAGAAGAAGGCCUCGUCACCUCCAGCACCCACACCUCCUUUAACUACCCCGUACUCUGCUGAGCAGAUGGACCGCACCCCCGAACUGGAGGAGAAAAAAGACUUCCUCCUUAUGUUCAACCUUUCCCAUGUCAGCCCACAGCAGAGGAGAGAUAAGGAGAGGACAGAGGAGCUGCUGAGGGCUAUUCAGAGGAAGACUGUGACGUUAGACACGCUCCGAUAUAAUCCUUCACCGCUGUGUAAAAGUCCUCCGGCUCCCUCAACUGGUGACUCCUCCUCAGCCCCUCAAUCAAACGGACACCUCUAUCCAGAGUCUCCCAGCCCCUCUCCUCCAUACUUACACAAACCUAAGCAGCUCCACAGUGACACACUCAAACCCUCCGUGGACUCCCAGGUGACCCGGAUCCCUCCUCCUCUGGCGCCACAUCACGAAAAGACUGAAUUCAUGGAGACUCAAUCGAGCAGGAAGCUUCACUCCCUCCAGAACGGCGUCGCUGCUCCUCCUCCACACAAAAAGGAGCCCAAUUGUGUGCAGAACGGACGGAAUCGGCCCUGGGAAAGAUUCACACCUGAGGCCUUUGCUCAGCACUUCCACCAGGCUGUGCUGCAGUCCACACACAACACGCUGCAGAAAAAAGGAGUCUCAAACUGUGUCCCUGAGGCCGGCGUGAAGGCUGAUCGCUCGCUGCCUCACAGCAUCUCUCAGCUGAAAAGUUCAAAUCUGAACCAUACCCCUCAGCACGCACACAUCAACGGCCAUCACUAUCACUCUCCUGCAGCCAGCCGGGACGCUCCGGCACCACGGGACCAUCUGUCCGACGAGGAGGAGGAGGAGUCCGGCCAGGAGGAAGAUGAAGGGGAGGAGGAGGAGGAGGAAGAAGCUCCAAGGAAGUGGCAGGGUAUUGAAGCUAUUUUUGAGGCCUAUCAGGAGUACGUGGAUGAGUGGAGCAUAGAGAGGCAGGUUCUUCACAGUCAGUGUAAGCGACUUGAAGCACAGAACUACAAUCUGACCAGAACUGCAGAGCAGCUCUCUCUAACUAUGGGGGAGCUGGUGACUCAGAGGCAGAGGGUGAGGGAGGAGAGGGAGAGGUUGCAGGCCCAGCUCGAGCACUUCAGGAGGUGUUUGACGCUUCCUAACAUUCACUGGGGCAGGGGGCAGGUGAACGGCCACACCAGGUGACCUCUGACUCCUCUAAAGGUUACGCCUCUGAAAGGAACAGUGACAAGAACAAGCCUGACCGCUCUCCACACCUGAAGCACUUGAAGGAGCCGACCGUCAUCUUGUUACCUUUCUGGCCAGUCAGCUAAGUUACCUGAUUGGUCCCAGAUAGAAUUUAUUACCUGCCAUGUUUGUAACCAUGGUGUCCAUGUAGUCUGGACUGUCUGGUUUCGCCCAUGGAUUGUAACAGCAGUGUGCGGGUGAAACUGCAUCUUUUGUUAGAGUAACGCUAACCUCUCCUACUACUUGAGUUGGCUUUAAGGACUGUCCGCCAUUUAGCUCAUAUCAUGUCAGAAUCUGCGUCAACAUGGCUAAAGAGAAGAAGGCACAAAUCUGUAGCCUCUCUGGAAGCAGUGAGAAGAGUCCGGGCGUGCGGUGGUCACUUGUUUAGUCCUUAGAGAAUGAAAACUGAGUCAAGGAAUCAAAGCACACCUCAGGCCUUAAACUUGACAGGAUGCACUUGAAGUGGAAAUGGAGGAAAUACUUGACCGUCCUCAGUGUGGUGUAAUGUUGUCGUGUCUACUGUAUCUGACAGAUGAAGCAGUGUGUGCUGAUAAAGGUUCUACAGAGCAUAGGAAUCAUCUAAAAUAUCUAUAUAAUGGCAAAUGGUAUCAAUGAAGUUUGGGUUUUUUUUAGGUUCAGAUUUCCAUCAGUUAAUCACUUGUGAUAGAUGAAGAGUUGUGUAUGUUUUGUUGCUUUAAUCAUUUUAUAUGGGAAGCCAUAUGUUUGUUUUUUUAAUUGCUGCUGGUCAGAGUGAAAUGUUUAGAAAAUGAAGGACGUUAGGACAGUCGUAUUUUGAAAGAUGUCAUGUGAUUUAAAAAUGUUUUUGGAGAUGCACUGAGGGAUGGAAGUCAUUGCCAUUGUUCAGGUAGUUUGUCUGUGUCCCAAACCCUUCACAUGCCUAUAAAUGUUUGAGAAAGAUGAGUAAAAGUCAUUUUUUUUAAAAAGGCCUUUUGCAGAUUCUACUCGUUCUUAGAUAAUUGGCAUCACUUAAGUGUAACUUUGUACUUUUAGGCAUACUGUCAACCCUUAAAAAUGUUUUCACCUACCUGAGAUGAUCAUUUUGAACCUCUUUUGUUAAGGAAACAGAAAAGCCAAAUUAUUAUUCAGUUCCAUUUCAGGACUACGUCAAAACUAAUAAACAUGAUCUUUUUUUCCCCCGAGACUCGAAAAAAUUCUCUAAUUGUUUAUGGGUGACAUAAACAUCAGAAUGACUUCAUCCCUCUGAGGAUGACAAUAAACUACACCUUCUGUGGUCUUUUGAUGAGAUUUAUUUUUGUUCAAGCCAGAAUUAUUAUUACUGUCACAAACUCACACUUUUUUUUUGUCCUCCGCCUGAAUAUUAAAACCUUUUUUCUACAAGCACAAGCUACAGUAGCAAUCUCCCCAAUUCACGCAACCUUCCUGCGUCACCUGCUCCUCUUCAAACCUCUGUGAAAUCUUGCAUAUUUGCUUCAAUCAGUUGUUAUGUAAUGUAUUAUUUGGGCUGUAUAAUUGCGAUGAAUUAUUUAUUAACAUAUAUUGCUGUACAUUCGGAUGGAAAUUUACAUUAAAAUAUUUGUAAAAUGUC
This is a messenger RNA of Amphiprion ocellaris (clown anemonefish), 5846 nucleotides long. Its product is annotated as genetic suppressor element 1-like. Lineage: Eukaryota; Metazoa; Chordata; Actinopteri; Pomacentridae. The record is from RefSeq and is a predicted model, not a curated record. The transcript is spliced from 16 exons. The coding region runs from base 686 to 4237 and encodes 1183 amino acids.